Chara braunii is the source of this 939-nucleotide messenger RNA. The record is from the annotation of a GenBank genome assembly. Lineage: Eukaryota; Viridiplantae; Streptophyta; Charophyceae; Charales; Characeae.
GCGUCGGCUCUCUCUUCUUCCACGGCAUGUCAGCCGAGGAGAGGGAGCUCAACUUGAAGGGGCGACUCCAUGCGAACAGCUCCGGGAGCGGCGAAUUGGGGAGGGCGGUAUCUGCUGCCAUCGCCGGAAGAGCUCAUCUGUUGCUGGGCGCGCGGAGACAAGAGCAAGGUCAGGCGAAAGGCGUGGACGAAGAGGAUCAGGCACACGGUUUUCGAGUCCGUGUCUACGAUGGCGGCGAUGGUGGUCGUGCUGUUCCUGGGGCUUCUCCAGCUUGCCGUUCCUGGACUUGCUCAAAGUCCGCCACCUGGUACGGUAAAGAUCGAGGGCUUGACCUACGCUGGCGAUGGCUGUCCGCCUGGAAGUCUCGAUCUCGCAAUCUCCCCCAACGGAAUUUCCAGUUUGGGUUUCACGAAGUUCACGGUGUUCACCCCAGGACGUCCAGCUGACCGGCGGAAAAGCUGCCAUGUGGGCGUCAGCCUGAGCUAUCCUGCUGGGUUCACGUUUAGUGUGAAGAAUGUGGCAUUCCGAGGGUCCGCCCAGUUCGGGGAAGUCGUCAAGGGUGGACUGAGAGCCGGGUACUACUUCGUGGGUUUCCCAGGGACAGUCAGAUCCUCCCGGAGCUUGCCUCCUCCUGUCGAAGGCAACUUUGAGUUCUCCGACAGCUUCGGAACCUUUGCCUAUGCACCGUGUGGCAGUGAGUCGGCGUCGCUCAAUGUCUUUUUCGAGGCAACAGUAGUGCCCCCACCCCCGCCGGAGAAGAACAACAAGGCCUUGGUCGUCCUAAAAAACAAGGGCUCGAUCACCGUCACCAGUGCCGGUUUUGGUCUGCUCUGGAAGAAGUGCUAAGGACAUACUCGUAUUAAACCGUUUCUGGAGCAUCUGGCGGCAAAUGCACCCAGAUCCAGUUCAGAAGAAAGUCGUAAUGUGAGCAUGACCUAA